UUCCAGCUUCAGCAUCAAAAGGUUGGGAACAAAGCCAUGCGGUGUAAGCGCCCAUGUUAUUAUUAAUAUUAUUAUUCAAUAUCUCCAAGGUUAUCGCUUAAUAACUAUUAUUGUUUCGUGACUUUUGCAUGGGUUCUUGAGUCCAGCUACGCAGUACUUGUUGGAGUCGUGCUCCUGCCAUGAGAACUGCCCAAUCAGAGGUUACCCAGGAAUACCCUGAGUGACAGCAGCGACCUUGGCACGAGCCGGUGCGCGCUCGGCCAGUAACAACUUAACAGGGACUUGUGCCCAGGGAAUUCUCCUCCACCCCAGGUCCCCAGCGAACCACUAACUUCACUAAACCUUCCACCACCUACCACCCCCAAGCCCAUCUUCAACCCGUCAAGUUUCUAUGGCUGAGACAGGGUUUCUAGGCCACUCCCUCACCACCGCCGCCCGUCGAUCAUCCCCGAUCCCGCUUUGUGUUUUUGGGCCCUCUGGAUCCAAAAAGCUUUUCUAUUUCGUCUUCAUUCUUCCAAGUGCUUGAUGUGCCCCGAAACACGACCCGCAGUUGUGCCUAGAAGCUCUGUGAGGCCGUAUUUGCUAGUUUGCCUGCCACAUCGUUUGGCUGCGGAAGGCUAACCAGCUAACGCUCAGGGUAACAACAGCCUAGCCCUUGUUUAACCUGUCUGGAACUCUGUCGUUUGCCUCGUUCUUCGUCCAAUAUCCGCUGGCCCUCCUCCUCCCCUCCCUCAGAAUCUCCUCAGAGCAUCCGGAUUACAGCUUGACAGGCAGUCCUUUACAUCCAGCAUUCCUAUCCUCUCUCGAUACCUACCAUAGCCCCGUCAUCGCUCACUGCCUCGACUUCCAUCUCCCGCCCCCCCUCCUCCCGGACACGCUGUACCUCUUCCCGCCCGAUUCUUAGCCCUCGCAAACUGCUCUUCCUGCAUUUUUUUCCCCACUCGGCUUCAACAGUACAUGUACAUCGUUCGACCUCAAUAUUGGUGGCUAGGCGAAAGCCCUCCAUCCCUGAAAGUCUUCAGGCUUCAACUUGGCCGCCGUUAAACACCCUACAUCCUCGCAAUCUUGUGUGUUUACCGUUGACGUCGGUUGAUGCUUAACCCAAAAAUCCUCCUGCCGGGGAGCCUUUUAAAGGUGAUCUCUGGUUCCCGAUCGCAAUAUGAAUCCCGCCAACUUUACCAAUCAUGGCGGUCCGAUGCCGAUGGGAGAUAAACCGCCAUUCCCCCAGAUGCAGAGCCAACAGAAAAAUGAACCUACACAUCAGGUGCUACUAAAACAUAUCUUCGCGGCCUUACAAUCACAGGGUCCAUUUCAGGGUUGGCAACGAGAUGUGCCCAUUCGAGAUCGAGGCUCCAAGAUCUUUCAAAUCAUAUCCUCGCUGCGCCUGGUUGAAAAUAAUCUUCAAAAGAUUUUGACGGCCGCCGUAAACUAUGAGGAAAAGGCUUUUAAACAAUCAAGCGACAGAGCUGAGUAUGAAAGGGAAUGUAGUAACAAGUUAGGACAGAUAAGAGAUAGUAGACAGCAACGUGCGGCGAGUAUGAUGCAGAGUGGUAUGACGAUGUCUCACGGUGGCCCUCAUGCUGGAAUAGCUGCUCCCACACAAAAUACUGCACAGCCAAAUAUGUUCCCUAGUCAAGUUCAGCACCAAAUGCAAGGAUCUCCGAUGCCGAUUCAACAGCAACCACAACAACCAGGAAUGAGAAUGAACAUCCCGAAUCAACAGGCACAGAUGCAACAUCCUGGCUUCCCCCAAAACGGGCUACAACGAGUCAAUGCAGGCGCUUUUCGCGACGAACUGGGCACGCUCCAACCUCACGAAUUAGAACAUGUCCGUCAAAGAGCAGAGCAGAUGAUGCAACAGGCUCCACCCCAUUUUAUGCAGAAGCUUAGAUCAAGCCUUCAAAGUCUGACCCCUGAACAACAACAGCGAAUGGCUCGGACAGGAGUAGAUCCAGUUCUACAUUUUUUCCGCGCGCAGGUCGCAAGGGACCUGAAAAAGAAAAAUAAUCAUCAGGAAAUGAUGCCCUCUCAGAACCCGGUUCCCGACGCUGGGAAUAAUGUGAUGGCCAAUCAGCCGAUGAAUCCCCACCAGAGACAAAUACCUCAGUCACUCAUGGGCCUUCAAGGCAAUUCUACGAUUCCCGUGAGCGAACAUCAAAACCUUGACAACGCAUAUGUGGGAAGUGUUGAUCAUAUACAAGGACAACAGGCAGAUGGAGUCCGCUCACAAGAAGCGGGCCAACUUGUUGUUCCAGCCAGCGUGCCCCAGGUCGGGAGCCAACCACACUUUAACUCGCAGCUGGGCAUGUUUCCGGACGGGCAGCAAAAUGUUAACAGAGGCAAUAUCAAUCCGAUGAUUCUUGCGCAACAACACCAGCAGCGACAGAACAUGCAUAAUUCUCAACAAGAAACUGGGCAACACGCUGUACAUUUCCAGGCGCAGGUUCAGGCUCAAGCUCAGAUUCAGGCUCAGGCUCAGGCUCAGGCUCAGGCUCAGGCUCAGGCUCAGGCUCAGGCUCAGGCUCAGGCUCAGGCUCAGGCUCAGGCUCAGGCUCAGGCUCAGGCUCAAGCCCAGGCCCAGGCUCGUGCGCAAGCUGCGGCAAAGGUACAAAUGGCAAUGUCAUCGCAAGCGAAUCCACAAAUUCCACAAUCUUUGCCGCAACAGAGCCCUGCAAUGUCAGCGAUAAACCGACCUGGAGGUGUCGGCCAGGUCCCCCAGCCCCAGGGUGGUCCUCAGGGCCGGCCUCCCCCAAGACCUCCGGGUAUGGGCCAAGACCAACCCGUGGUUCCAAGCCCGCAACCUGGUAUGCCACCGGGACUGCCUCCCAGUCUUCGCAACCAGCUAGCACAAAUGCACCCAGACCAAGCAGCUCAGUUUAUGCAAAACUAUCAGCGACGCAUGUUUGCGAGUAAUCAAGCAAUGACUCGUCCAGGAGCCCAGCCCGGUGUUCCAGUUCCGCAGACUGCACAAGAAGUUACCCAGCAGCCAACUCGCAAUGGACAGCUGGUCAACGAGGCAGCAAUGCGAAACGCGAUGUCAAUGUCCCCUCAGACAUAUGGCAUGGGUGCGCCGCUUCCCCAAAAUCAAAAUAUUUCCCGCCAAAUAAUGCAACAGCAGCAGCAGCAACAACGGCAACAGGAAAUCAAAAUGCAACUCGCACGGCAGCAGCACGCGAAUAUAGAGCUGACAGAAGAUCAAAUCAAAGAUAUAGAUCGCACUCCCUUUCACCCUCUCCUCAUCAGUUCGAAUAUCAAUAUCACGCAGCCCUUGCCAAAAAAUGUCACGACUUGGGGUCAACUCAAACUUUGGGCGGCACAAAAUCCUCACGCUCUCGGAGAUGCCACUCUGCCGAAACUCCAGGCACUACAAAAAUUCCACUUUGUGCAGCUCAAUCUACGCCGAGAGGCAGCUCGAAAAACAGAGCAAGAGUUCCAAGCGUCUGGGGGCGCAGCCCCACUCGCUCCUGCCCAGUCCCAACCUUUCAAUCCUCAGCAAGGGUUCCAACCAGGGCAACAACAACAGCGCCCUCUUCCAAACAUGCCUAUGCUGCGCCCUAUUAAUGCUAACGACGUCCAGGCCGCUCGACAAAGACUGGGACCUCAAGGACAAAAUCUUACAAACGAUCAAAUUAAAACACUUUUGGAAAGAAAUAGAGAGAGGCAUUUGAUGGAAGCCCGGAAUAGGGCCGCGGCGGCCCAGGCAUUCGCGGCUCAGACAAUGAAUCAAAACCAGGCCCUUCAGGCGUCGGCUCAAUCCCAACCCCAGCCUCUUCCGCACCCUCUACCCCAGCAAAUUCCCGUUCCUGUACCACCGCCUCCAACAACUCAGGCAACCCAGGCAACCAAGACCCAGAUCUCGCCUCCCGGCAGUAAGCCUACAGGUCCCACUAGCACAAAGACUCCACGUGCUCAAGCUGCUAAACAACCGUCGAAAUCUCUCAAGCGGCCCAGCGCUGAUGAUGCGACCGAAGUUCAAAAUCCAAUCGCACAACAUCAACAACAACCUAAUGUCUCAGGGGUACAAGUUCCUACGGUUCAGCCUACCACUAAACCAGCGGUUGCUGUCGCCCCGCAACAAAAGCCCCAGUUGGAAGGCCGUAUGCGCCGGCAACAAUCACAACCGAGACAACCCAUUUCGAAAGCUGCCGCCGAAGAGAUUUGGAACCGCCUUCCCGAGCAUAUUAGGCAACUAUAUUCGGAAUGUGUCAAGCAGGAUCGUACUAAUACCCCAGUUGCAAUGUCGAAAGAUCACAAAUUGAUUAUGUCGAAACUACUUACGGACUGUACCGAUAUGCUUGGGCGGAUGGAGGCGCUGGUCCACUGGGUCGCUAAAUUACCUAACCAAGAGAAAACUCUCCAAACGCUAUUGCAAAUGAGAGUUGCAUUGAUGAAACAGUUCAAAGGCCCGGAUUGGCAACUAGUCGACCAGUUUACAAUUACACAGCACCAAGUAGUUUCCGCCAUUACAUACAUCAAAAAAUGGUUUGCCGCGAUGAUCAGCCACCUGCCGAAAGCGAAUCAAGCUGCAGCAGCCGCAAGAAAUGCCGCUCCGGCCCAGGCUUCACAGCCUCCGCCAAAUGCGCAGCCACAGCCCGCCAUUCCACCUCUGAAUGCAAGUAAUCUUCAACAACUUGAGCAGCAGCAAGAAGAAGCUCUUCAACGUGCAAGACGAGCGCAGAACCAUGCAGCCCCUCCCGCGCCGACGACCUUACAACCACCUUUCCCUCUAGGGGCGCCAUCUCCACAAGGUGUUCCCCAUGCAUAUGGGCCACCUGGCUUGACCAAGGAUAAAUUGGUAAUUCCACCAACAAAGAGACGGAAGCAAAAUCCAGCGGCCAAAACACCCACCGCUUCAUCAACUCCCGCUCAAUCCGCAUCUACACCUCAGAGCCAAAAGCCGACGCCAGCAACUGAAACAAAUAAACCGACUCCGCUAGUUUCAAGCUCCUUCCGAUGUCCUGUGUCGGAAUGCGAUCGUCAUAUUAGAGGCUUUGCCUCUCAAGCAGCUUUGGAUACCCAUACUAGUGAGCUCCACAAAGUUGAGGAACCCGUUGAAAAUGCGCUUGAAUUUGCCCUUGAUAGUUAUCGCACUGGCUUGCGUAUCGAUCAACAAGAAAAGAAAGCGCAAGAGGUAGCAGAAGAAGAAUCCAAACGGAAAACUGCUCCUGGCCCUGAAGCACAGCCUCAGCGCCAACCAGCCAAGCCAAGCUCUACCCCUAGGAUUAAGGGCGAACAUAUGACACCCGGAGCUACCCCCGUGGGUCGCUCAGCAAGCCAGGCUGGGGUGAAAGUUUCUCCAAGCUCGAACAAUACAAAGCUAUCACAAGGACCUGCCGCCGCCAGCAAGGUAACAGUCGGGCCAAAUGCUAAAACAUCACAGAGCAAAGAAGCCAAAAAGGACACGGGUAAGAGCGGCGAUCAAGAAUCACCUCCCGCAGAUAUGGUCUUCGUCAAGGACCCGUGGGCCGAUAGUGCAAUCUCGCUUGAGACAAUCCGCUCCGCUUUUAGCGAUUUGGAGGACCAGGUCUGGUCAUUCCCCGGACUGGGGCCGGAUCCUAUUGAAGAAUUGUUGAUCUCAGAUGUCUUCACGAAUAUCCGAGAGAAGGAUACACCGCAGUCCACGGAUACCAGCGCGAAUACGCACACACCUAAGGACACUGAUAGCCCCAAGGAUGACGACCCCGAUGUGAUCAUGAGCGGCUCGAGUGAUGACAGCUGGAUCCCGUCGGACUGGGUCAAUCUUCCCGGACAACUGGAAGGGGGUUUGCUUAUGAACGAGCCCUGGGAGGAGGUUAACUGGGAUGCCUUGGAAGAGAAUGAGUAUGACCUUAAUGGGAACAAUCUUGAACAGGUUGUGUAUUCGAUAUAAUUAUAUACGGCUGAUCUUGUUUUUUUCUCUUAAAAAAAAUAUGUUGUAUUUUCUUCUAUUAUUAUUUCCCUUUGAUUCUUUAAGGGAAAGUGGUUGGCAAAAAAACAUGGACUAUCCAUCAGGAUGGUUAAUAUGGCAUGGUGAUUGGGGAUUUUGGUGUCUUUUGAUUGUUUUCCCCUCCAUCCGCAUACAUUAUAAUGGAUUUUUGUUUUAUUUAUAUACGGGCUUCACAUGCCUGUCGAGUGCAUCUUUUGUUUUAUUCAUGCCCUCUUACCUUGUUCAGCCUUUUCCCAUUAUUUUGCUUUUCUUUCUUUGAACAGCAAGGUGUUUCUGGCUUUUAGAUUUCACGGGCGUUGUCUUUUUACCAUACUUUUGAUGUCGUUUUUGGGGUGUUUUAAAAACGCCCAUUGGCGAGGGCUUUUUGGUUAUGUACUCCUUAUGAUGUGUCUUUAUUCCAAUGGUUUCUUACCUUGCUAUUCGCGCUUUGCGUACCAAGUAAAUGGGCAAAAUAAAUGCUUCUUUAAUCAAAUAAUGUAUUUUGAUGCUCUUGGAUUGAAAUGGUCAAGAAGUAAUGAUAUAUUCCUCCGCUGACG
This is a messenger RNA of Blastomyces gilchristii SLH14081, 6462 nucleotides long. RefSeq lists its product as uncharacterized. Gene Ontology annotation, molecular function: transcription coregulator activity. The transcript has 4 exons. Gene Ontology annotation, cellular component: mediator complex. The record is from RefSeq and is a predicted model, not a curated record. Lineage: Eukaryota; Fungi; Ascomycota; Eurotiomycetes; Onygenales; Ajellomycetaceae. The coding region runs from base 1160 to 5869 and encodes 1569 amino acids. Gene Ontology annotation, biological process: regulation of transcription by RNA polymerase II.